AUGUCUUUUAUCAAAUUAAUAGGGAUUGACAAUUCAGAGAUCGAAUUCGAAGAAAAUAAAAAUAGUGUCAAGGAAAUUAAAUUAUAGUGCAUUGCAAAACAAGAAAGAAGAAUUAAAGUUAAAGUCAAAACAACUGAUCCAGACGUAUUUCAAGUUGUAGGCAAGCCCAUAGUAUUUACCGAACUCAAUCAAAAGGGAGUGCUCUUGAUCAAAGCUAACAGUGCUAAGAAAAGAGACAACGAUAAGGAUAAAAUCAAAAUUGAGGCCUAUGAUUAUGAAGAUAGUGUACCUUAAUCGGCUUCAGGAUCUGGAGAGCCUCCAAAUAUCUAAGAAAUUACAUUGACAGUUAGAGUGCUGAGUAAUAAAACAACUCAAUAAGCCAAUGAUCAAAAGUUGGUGGAAUCUCAAAGUUUACUAGAUAGAUAAUUAGAUUAGAUUGCUGAAUCGAAAUUCAUAAAUCAAACUUCAAAGUUUGGGGAUGCUUAAAAAUUUCUCUCUUCUAAUGUCAAAUUCGAUAACAUAGUAGAGAGACAGAAAAGCGAAUUUUUGAGCAUGUACCAAUAAAAAAGUUAAAUUAAUACUUCAAACAUUCUAAUCGAGACGUAGCCAUAAUACAAAUAGGAAUAUGAGUAGUACUUGAUAUUGACUGAUGAAUAGGAAAAAGAGCUAUUCAAAUUAAGUGAAUUGAAAAACAAGCUUCAAAGAUAAAAAUUAAAAUAACAACAAAUCGUUGAAACUCCAAAACCAAAGUCACUCAAUACUUUGCAUAUUGGAUAUGCAAUCAUAACUGUUAUUUUGAGCUUCAUGAUUGGAAUGCUUGCUAAAACAUGA
Paramecium tetraurelia is the source of this 831-nucleotide messenger RNA. RefSeq lists its product as uncharacterized. The transcript has 2 exons. Lineage: Eukaryota; Ciliophora; Oligohymenophorea; Peniculida; Parameciidae. The record is from RefSeq and is a predicted model, not a curated record.